Ricinus communis (castor bean) is the source of this 1594-nucleotide messenger RNA. RefSeq names its product choline monooxygenase, chloroplastic. The record is from RefSeq and is a predicted model, not a curated record. The coding region runs from base 161 to 1414 and encodes 417 amino acids. The transcript is spliced from 10 exons. Gene Ontology annotation, molecular function: iron ion binding; 2 iron, 2 sulfur cluster binding. NCBI's taxonomy places the organism in Eukaryota, Viridiplantae, Streptophyta, Magnoliopsida, Malpighiales, Euphorbiaceae.
UGCACUAAAUAUGAUUGAACAAAGUUGAUUUUGGGUCACUUUGCUCUAUUGAUACAAAUUCAGGAGGCAAAGAGUCGGAAAAAGGUUCGGGAGGAUGAGGAAAGCCAAAACAGAGGAGGAAAGUUGAAAUUGAUUUUACUUUGAGCAACCGUCAGUAGAGAUGACCAUAAUCACAGUCGCAGCGAUGAUCACUUUGACACCGAUUGUCAGUCGCAGCCUUCAAAUCAAAAACCAAAGUUCAGUUACAGCUCAACAUCGAUCUUUCCACUCUCUACCUAAAAAUUCACAUUCUCUCCAAACUCACUUUCAAAAUUUAGUAAAUAAAUUCGACCCUCACAUUCCCGUUGAGGAAGCCUUCACACCACCAAGCUCCUGGUAUACAGACCCUUCUUUCUACGAUUAUGAACUCCAUUGCGUCUUCUAUAAAGGCUGGCAGGCUGUUGGUUUCACUAAGCAGAUAAAGAGUCCUCGUGACUUCUUUACUGGAAGAUUAGGAAAUGUAGAGUUUGUUGUGUGUCGUGAUGACAAUGGCAAGGUUCAUGCGUUUCACAAUGUCUGUCGCCAUCAUGGCUCGGUUCUUGCAUCAGGCUGCGGUCAAAAGUCGUGCUUUGUAUGUCCUUACCAUGCAUGGACCUAUGGCCUAGACGGAGCACUUCUUAAAGCAACAAGGAUAACAGGAAUGCAAAAUUUCAGUUUAGAUGAGUAUGGGCUUCUUCCAAUAAAUGUAGCUGCUUGGGGUCCAUUUGUUCUUCUCAAUGUGGACAGGGAGAGUUCACCUCAGCAGGAAGUUGAUGGCAACAUGGUGGAAAAUGAAUGGCUUGGCAGUUGUUCGGGGCUACUUAAAACCAAUGGAGUUGAUUCUUCCUUGAGUUAUGUUUGCAGGCGUACAUACAAUAUUGAAUGUAAUUGGAAGGUGUUUUGUGACAACUAUCUAGAUGGUGGUUACCAUGUGCCAUUUGCACAUAAAUCCCUGGCAUCUGGUCUUAAGCUUGAUUCUUACUCCACCACAAUAUUUGAAAGGGCUAGCAUCCAAAAAUGUGAAGGUGGCUCAAUGGGGAGUGUAGAUGAGUUUGAUCGGCUUGGAUCAAAAGCUAUAUAUGCUUUCAUUUUUCCCAACUUCAUGAUUAAUAGGUAUGGACCUUGGAUGGACACCAAUCUUGUACUCCCGUUAGGACCCAGCAAAUGCCAAGUGAUAUUUGACUAUUUUGUUGAAGCUGAUUAUAAGAAUGAUAAAACAUUCAUCGACAGAAGUCUAAUCGAUAGUGAAAGAGUACAGAUGGAAGAUAUCAUGCUAUGUGAAGGUGUUCAGAGAGGCCUUGAAUCACCGGCAUAUUGCAGAGGUAGAUAUGCUCCUACAGUUGAGAAAGCAAUGCAUCAUUUCCACCAAUUGCUUCAUGGAAAACUUAAAAUAUGAACAUCAUUGUGAAUUAGUAACGACUUCAAGGAACCAAAAUAUCUAGCAUUUGAUCAAUCCACGAAUUCGGUGCACAUAAUUUGAUUGGUUCAUGUUUGUGGUACUUAGUUUAUUUAUACAGAAAUUUGAAUUGUCCAAUAAUGUGAAUCCUAUUAAUAAAGACGUCUUGUUUACUCUUUA